AUGCUAUGGUCUGGAAGCUCGCUCGCUCAAGGGACAGUCUUCCGAAAACGCAAAAGCUCGAACCAUGGCAGCCACCAGCAGAACUGCCUGACGAACCACCACGUGUAUCUGAUGUGGUACAAUAACGUCUCCGGCAUGUUCAGCAGUUUUCCUGGCAAUCAACGUCCAGUCAACAACAUCUGGCUACUUUUCUCAUCUGCCAUGCUUGCCUGGCCCGACGAGCUGGAGACUCUUUCGGGCUACUGGGAUAACUAUCCUAGUCGCGCCCUUGAGAUGCUUCAUUGUGGAUUGUUUCUUUCCGCUCUCGCUCUUAGGCAAAUCAUGCUGAUGGCCGCUUCGAAUCAAUAUGCAAGGCUCGGCACUCGAAGCGGGCAGACCGACUGGAUACACAUCCAGGCCAAAGGUUCAAGGAAACUUUACGCACCCUUCGUAAAGGUUGCGAACCCGAAGGCUGAAGGUUCUGGACCCUUUAUGCGCUUCCACACGCAGCAUCAAGCGGCUAAUAACGUGCGCCGGCCGAGCCUACUGCACUCUCGGCCCACGAUUCGGGUCACCGACUUGAAGAAUACCCCAGGCUUCCAUGCCGAACUUCAGCCGCACCGCGAUCUCACGGAUGUUGUUCGUGUCUCGGAGAAUACACAUCUCGUAAGGCAGCUGGUCGGGGUCUACUCCGUCUGCCCGCGAUGGCUCAGCUACCACUUUGCGAUCCAGCUUAAGCGGGAUGUAACGGACCAUCUGGCGCUCACUCACGACCUGCCAGAUCCUUGGACUUUGACGGACCAGGGAUCCCUGAAGGUAGGGCUCGCCAUCGCAGAGAUACCGACUGUUUGGUUCUCACACGCGUGUGAUAUCGUCGUCUUGGAACAGCCUAAACCCCAUAUUAGCGCGCCAUUCUUCAACAACUUGGAGUUGGCAGCCAGUUGUGUUAUCUCUGACAAGAGAGUGACAACUAACUCCUCCACGUGGACCUGCGACACUGGCACCAAGCUCUAG
Molecule: messenger RNA, 993 nt
Organism: Colletotrichum lupini
Lineage: Eukaryota; Fungi; Ascomycota; Sordariomycetes; Glomerellales; Glomerellaceae
Exons: 7
Coding region: 1-993 (330 amino acids)
Source: RefSeq, a predicted model, not a curated record